Molecule: messenger RNA, 4864 nt
Organism: Zootoca vivipara (common lizard)
Lineage: Eukaryota; Metazoa; Chordata; Lepidosauria; Squamata; Lacertidae
Source: RefSeq, a predicted model, not a curated record
UGUAGUCCAAAACAUCUGGAGGGCCGAAGUUUGGGGAUGCCUGCUGUUGUGUAUUGAGUCAAAGGAUUUUAUAUCUGUAUUAUUAUUGUCUGUAUUUGCAUUAGGAUAAAGUAACUGCCUUUUGGUUCCAGAGGGUACAGCUACUAUUGGUUCAUUUAAGCUGCUGUAUUUGGAUCCUCUGUCUUACUGGUUCCCUCCAAAAGGCAGCACUGUGAUUGCCUGAUAUUGUUCCCUCCAAAAUGUAUCCCUUCCUAGCUAGUCCCCUGUCCCUAUAAAUGUAGCUUUCCUCUCCUCAGUCUUCAGUCUUGUUCACUUUAAUAAAGAGCUGUUACUAGAGAACUGUCUCCAGCAUGUUAUGUGAAGAGAGCUGAAAUCACAAACCCCACGUUACAACAACUGGCGACGAGGAUGGGAUCCGGAAUGCUGAGGAGCGGUUAAACACAGCCCUGCCUCAGAGUCCGGAUUGCAACUGAGAACAAGACUCACUGGCCAGCUGAGAAGACGACCCUGCCCGCUAGGACAAUGGAGAGUCCAAGGGUAUUGGAGCCCUUCCAGCCAUCAGAGCCCCACACGUGGGAAGACUACGUCGAACGCUUCGAGUUCUUUGCAGUGGCUCAAGGGAUCACCGAUGCCAGCAAAAGAAGGGCCACAUUCCUGAGCUACUGUGGGCCCGAGACCUUCAAGCUGGCCAAGGCAUUGCUUGCUCCAGCGAAGCUGAGUGAAACAUCUCUCAAAUAUAUUCUUGCCUGCCUAACGAGCCACUUGGCGCCUACUGAGACCAAGAUGGCCCGGCGGAUGGAGUUCCAUAAGAGGCAGCAGCGUGCUGGGGAGUCUGUAUCCACAUUUCUGGCUGAGCUCCGGAAGCUCGCUCAGCACUGCGGCUUCCAAAAUCUGGAAGAGACUCUCCUGGAUCGGUUUAUUGGGGGUCUGAGCAGCAAGAAAGCCAGAAGACGCAUCGUGGCUAAAGAAGAGGUUACCCUUGCUUCAGCCUUGAAGGAGGCCACCGCCACGGAGAAUUAUGAAAGAGAGGAGCUUGAUGCCAGUCGCAAGGCCACUAAGCCACAGAUAGAAGUUGCGCAUGCCAUGGACGAGCUAGAGGCUACUCCGAGCCAGAGCCCAGUCCGUGGGGUCGAGUCGGUGCGUCAGGCCUGCACAGUGCACAAAGAUCGCCGAGGCAGUUGCCCAGGUUGUGGCGGAAACCAUGAGCGGAAGAGUUGUCGUUUCAGGGAUGCUGUGUGCCGGACGUGUGGAAAGACUGGUCACAUUGCCAGGGUCUGUAGAUCGGCGGCGUCGGGAGCAACAGGAGCACCUAGACUGGAGCAUCGCAGACCGCCCACAGCAACUCGUUUUCUAAAGGACUGCCACUACGUAACGGAGAUCAACGGGAGGGCCGUGCAGUUUCCAGCGCAAGGCAAGGCACACGUCAAGGUGAAGAUUGAGGGUCAGCAGUGCGACAUGGAGGUGGACUCCGGAUCUGCAUUCACCAUCGUGUCGGACCAGACCGCGAAGACAUUCUUCCUCAGGGGUAAGUUGCCCCCUCUGGAGCCCUUCCCGGCAACCUUGCAGUCGUACUCAGCAGGCCGCAUCCAUGUUAUGGGAAUGUGUGCCGUGAGAGUACAGUUCCGGGACAAACAGGCUGUACUCAAACUGGUGAUUGCGAAGGGCAGUCGCCCCAGUCUCCUGGGCACUGACUGGUUCCCCGCCCUGGGACUGAGUAUCUCAGGGCUUAAUUCAAUCCAAACCUGCCCUGAGAUGAGCGAGGCAUUAUGCAAGGAAUUUGCUGGUCUCUUUAAUGGAAAACUGGGUUGUUACAAAGGGCCCCCAGUUGACUUCGAGUUGGACCCCGGGGUGGCCCCAAUCCGACUCAAACCAAGGCGAGUGCCAUUUGCACUGCAACCCAAGAUCGAGGCAGAGCUGGAUAAAUUGGUCAAGCAGGGAGUUCUCUCACCCGUGGACUCUGCUAAGUGGGAGACUCCAAUCGUCACGCCCCUUAAAGCAAAUGGGGAAGUCAGGAUAUGUGCAGAUUACAAAUGUACUAUCAAUAAGGCACUCAGGGGAAACUCAUACCCCAUUCCAGUCGUAUCACAUCUGUUGGCUAAACUGGCUGGGGGCAAGGUGUUCGCCAAAAUUGACCUGGCACAAGCUUACCAACAGCUGCCAGUAACCCCACAAUCAGCGGAAGCACAGACUAUUGUCACACAUAAAGGGGCGUUCAGAGUUAACAGAUUACAGUUCGGAGUUUGUGUGGCCCCAGAGAUUUUCCAAGGGCUCAUGGAACGCCUGUUAAGAGGUCUGCCGGGGGUCUUGCCAUUUUUUGAUGACGUUUUGAUUGCUGGAAAAGACCCACAGGAACUGGUUGCGCGUGUCCGUGCAGUGUUGCUCAAGUUCAAGGAGGUGGGGUUGCAACUGAAAAAAGAAAAAUGCAGUUUUGGGGUGCCAACUGUGGAUUUCUUGGGGUUUAAAAUUGAUGCAUCAGGCAUCCACCCCACAGAUGCUAAGAUUAAGGCCAUCAUCGAGGCACCACGACCACAGAACAAGACGGAGUUGCAGUCAUUCCUGGGACUUAUUAACUUUUAUCAUUCGUUCUUACCCCAGAAAGCUUCGGUAGCUGAACCAUUACAUAGACUAUUGCAGAAAAAGAAUGUGUGGCGAUGGGGGCGGGAGCAGCAGAAGGCUUUUGACUCCUUGCGAGGAAUGCUGAGUAGCAGGAGCGUCCUUGCUCAUUAUGAUGAGUCAAAGCCGCUGGUCCUGGCAUGUGAUGCCUCUCAAUACGGUCUGGGGGCUGUGCUGAGUCAUAGGGAACCGGAUGGGUCGGAAAAGCCCAUCUCUUUCUAUUCCCGUACGUUGUCGCCCACAGAGCGCAACUAUGCUCAAAUUGAUAAAGAGGCACUGGCUAUUGUGUCCGGAAUCAAAAGGUUCUAUGAUUAUUUGUACGGUCGCCAUUUCUCCAUUGAAACGGACCACAAACCACUGUUAGGGUUGUUCAACCCAAACAAACAAACGCCACAAAUUCUCUCCCCCAGAAUGUUGCGUUGGUCAAUAUUCCUGAAUGGGUUCCAGUACGCCUUGACCCAUGUGCCAGGGAAACAGUUGUGCCAUGCUGAUGCGCUGAGUCGAUUGCCCCUUCCUGGCGGGAGCAAUGAGGAUCCUGCUCCGGCGGAGCACAUUAUGAUGCUAGAAACACUUCCAGGGGCUCCUGUAACAGCUACGGAUAUAGCUGAGAAAACUAGGAAAGAUGCUGUUCUCUCCCGUGUGCUCACUUGGGUGGGGAGGGGGUGGCCAGGUGGUCCGCAUGAAGAAAAAUUCAGGCCUUAUGCGACAAGGCAGCACGAAUUGUCCAUGCAUAAGGGUUGUCUCCUAUGGGGAUAUAGGGUGAUCAUCCCAGCACCACUGAGAAACAGGGUUCUUGAGACGCUUCACAUGGGACACCCGGGAAUGGUCAGAAUGAAGUCGCUAGCCCGAUGUUAUGUGUGGUGGCCUGGAAUGGACCAGAACAUAGAACAAUGGGUACGAACAUGCAAGGCAUGCCAAGAGGUGCGGCCAGAAGUGGCCAGAGCACCAGUCCACUGGUGGGAGCAGUCCAGGACUCCCUGGAGCCGGCUGCACAUAGAUUUUGCUGGGCCAUUCCAAGGGAAGGUCUUUUUGGUUAUCGUUGAUGCAUAUUCCAAAUGGUUAGAAGUGGCGAUGGUCCCUAGCAUGGCAUCAGCUGCCGUAAUCAAGGUGUUGAGGCAGCUGUUUGCUACCCACGGGUUACCUGAGACCAUUGUAUCAGAUAAUGGGGCAGCUUUUGUAUCCCAAGAAUUCAGGGCAUUCUUGGCUGAUAACUUUAUAAGAGGGGUCACAUCCGCGCCCUUUCACCCAUCCUCCAAUGGGCAGGCUGAGCGCAUGGUAAGAACAGCCAAAGAAUCCAUUGCGCGCUUAAUGGAGGGUAACUGGUCGGCUCGCAUUGCGCGAAUGUUAUUUUUGCAGCAUGCGACACCGUAUUAUGUCCACCCAGAUAAAAUGCCAAACCGUAAUUCAAGAGCAACCCCCCAGGCUGAGACUGACACAACAAGGUAUCUCGCCCCUGAAGAUCUGGUCUGGGUGAGGAACUAUUCACGAGGUCCGCGGUGGGUGGCCGGUGUGAUCACCCGGGCUAGUGGACCUGUGUCCUAUUAUGUGACCUUGGAAAAUGGGCAAGUUUGGAAGAGACAUAUAGAUCAGCUGAGGCGCCGGGCGCUCAGCAGGGAGGAGUCAGAUAAUUCAUCCCUGGCUAAUGACGCACAGCUGCGAGACCAGAGUGAAGAUGGCCCAGAGGUGCAGUCACCAGGGGCUUCAGCAAAUGAACCAGGGUCUGCUAGUCCUCAGGAUGACGAGGUACAGGUCGGGGACCCUGAGAUGUCUGGGACUCCAUCUGUUCCUGAUGAAACCCCUAUAGCAGCCCCUCCACCACAGGUAACACCCAAUCCAGAACCUGCAACACCUGUUGUCAGGAGAUCAGGUAGAAGUUGUAGGACCCCACAGUACCUGAGGGAUUAUGUCUGCUGUGCUCACUAGGGGGGGAGGGGUGUUGUGUAUUGAGUCAAAGGAUUUUAUAUCUGUAUUAUUAUUGUCUGUAUUUGCAUUAGGAUAAAGUAACUGCCUUUUGGUUCCAGAGGGUACAGCUACUAUUGGUUCAUUUAAGCUGCUGUAUUUGGAUCCUCUGUCUUACUGGUUCCCUCCAAAAGGCAGCACUGUGAUUGCCUGAUAUUGUUCCCUCCAAAAUGUAUCCCUUCCUAGCUAGUCCCCUGUCCCUAUAAAUGUAGCUUUCCUCUCCUCAGUCUUCAGUCUUGUUCACUUUAAUAAAGAGCUGUUACUAGAGAACUGUCUCCAGCAUGUUAUGUGA